Messenger RNA from Debaryomyces tyrocola, 657 nucleotides. The record is from the annotation of a GenBank genome assembly. NCBI's taxonomy places the organism in Eukaryota, Fungi, Ascomycota, Pichiomycetes, Serinales, Debaryomycetaceae.
AUGAGUGCCUUAAAACUUUAUUCUUGUACAACACCUAAUGGAUAUAAAUGUUCUAUAUUGUUGGAAUUGUUAGGUAUCAAAUAUGAUUGCCAGUAUAUGGAUAUUUUUAAAAAUGAAACAAAGGAAGAAUGGUUCCUUGAAUUGAAUCCGAACGGAAGGGUUCCAACUUUGGUUGAUUCGAGUGCGGGGGUUACGAUCAGCGAGUCUGGGGCAAUUUUGCAAUAUCUUGUUGAUACUUAUGAUAAGGAGCAUAAAUUUUCCUAUGAGGUAGGCACAAAACAUUACUAUCAUCAGUUAGAAACUUUGUAUUUUCAAAUGGCUGGAGUUGGGCCAAUGCAAGGGCAAGUAAACCAUUUUCUUUUGUAUGCACCCGAGAAAAUUGAAUAUAGUAUUAAAAGGUUUAAUGAUGAAACUAAGAGACUAUUUUCUGUAAUAGAAGAAUACUUGCACAGAAAUAAAGAAAAUGGCCCGUAUCUUGUCGCUAAUCAUUACUGUAUCUCUGACAUUGCAGUAUAUGGUUGGGCAAAGUUUUUAGGUCGUAUAAACAUUGACAUCAAGCAAUGGCCAUUGACCAAUGAAUGGUUUGAAACGUUGGAUGAUUUACCAGAAGUUCAAAGAGGCUUAAUGAUUCAAAAACCUUUUGAGAAAAAAGAAUAA